AUGGCAACAGAGGACCGAGAGAUGAUGGGAGCACGUGGGGCAGGAGAAAGUUGCCCCACCCUCUCCAAGGUGGCACCUGGUGACAACAUGCCCGAAGGGAAGUCAAAGGCCUCUUUGGAUGCAGAACCCCUAAAGUUAGAAAUGCCCAUCCUGGAAGAGAAUGAAACUUGUGAAGACAGAGAUUGCCCAGGGACCCCUAAGUCACUAUCCCCAAAGUCUGGCCAUACCACCAAGGGUCAGGCUGGUGACGGACCUGGACUGGAACCCGUGGAGCUGCCCCUGCCCCUGGAGACAGAACACCACAAUGCGAUGGAACUGGAGAAGGUGCGCAUGGAGUUCGAGCUGACACGCCUGAAGUAUCUGCACCAGGAGAAUGAGCGGCAGAGGCACCACGAGGAGGUGAUGGAGCAGCUGCAGCAGCAGCAGCAGGCUUUGCCUCGCCAGUUCUCGGGAGGCCUCCAGGACCUCUUGCUCCCCCAGAACCAGUUUGCCAUGUUCCUGUACUGCUUCAUCUUCAUCCACAUCAUCUACGUGGCCAAGGAGAUGGUCUUCUUUCUCUUCUCCAAGCAUUACCUGUUCUGUCUCGCAGCCAUCUUGCUGUGUUUGAUUAAAACCCUGUGGUCCUACUUCCAAGUGCCUUUGCGUCUUCCACCAAUGGCAGGACUCCUCCCCGCCCAUUGUAACCUGUUUGAUGGCGCAGCUGCCAGCUGCUGCCACCUGUGCGUGCAGACACUUGGCCAGGCCACUGCCUUCAGCCUGCUUCUCACUGUGAUGACCAAGGAGAAUUACAAUUCUGAGACAUGUCCAGGACUCUUGAUGUGGGAACUGAGCCUGCAUUAUCCAGGUGGGCGCAAUAUCGUAACAGGUGUGGGGAGCCAUCCUCAAGAGAUCAAAGUAAAUAAUUCCCUGCAGCAGGGCUGUUCACCAGUCUCCAAACAGAAGAGGGCUCAGUGGAGCCCAGAAGCAAAAUUGCAAGCUCUAUACAACAAAGAAGAGGAGCUUAAACCCCCCCCCACACACACACAGCAACUAACUCCCCCUUGCUGGCCCCAGCAGGGACUGUCACCGGCUCAGCUCCCAGCAGCCCAAGCAGCAGGAUGGCCAGUUCUGGCACUGGGAGCCACAUGA
This is a messenger RNA of Arvicola amphibius (Eurasian water vole), 1128 nucleotides long. It is a transcript of the gene Tmem247, whose product is annotated as transmembrane protein 247. The record is from RefSeq and is a predicted model, not a curated record. NCBI's taxonomy places the organism in Eukaryota, Metazoa, Chordata, Mammalia, Rodentia, Cricetidae. The transcript has 5 exons. Gene Ontology annotation, cellular component: endoplasmic reticulum. Bases 1 to 1128 code for a protein of 375 amino acids.